Molecule: messenger RNA, 2301 nt
Organism: Homo sapiens (human)
Lineage: Eukaryota; Metazoa; Chordata; Mammalia; Primates; Hominidae
Gene: DAP
Product: death associated protein
Exons: 4
Coding region: 167-475 (102 amino acids)
Source: RefSeq, marked reviewed
AACGGCAGUGGCACUCACCCGGCUCGCGCGGCCCCGGCGCCCCACGCGCGCGCGUCGUUCUCCCGCCCGCUCGCUCCCCGGCGCUCACACCUGAGCUCACUCGCGCACGCCCGCCCGGCCCGAGAACCGCGCCGCCGCCUCGGCCCCGCGGAAGCCCCGCCGCGUCAUGUCUUCGCCUCCCGAAGGGAAACUAGAGACUAAAGCUGGACACCCGCCCGCCGUGAAAGCUGGUGGAAUGCGAAUUGUGCAGAAACACCCACAUACAGGAGACACCAAAGAAGAGAAAGACAAGGAUGACCAGGAAUGGGAAAGCCCCAGUCCACCUAAACCCACUGUGUUCAUCUCUGGGGUCAUCGCCCGGGGUGACAAAGAUUUCCCCCCGGCGGCUGCGCAGGUGGCUCACCAGAAGCCGCAUGCCUCCAUGGACAAGCAUCCUUCCCCAAGAACCCAGCACAUCCAGCAGCCACGCAAGUGAGCCUGGAGUCCACCAGCCUGCCCCAUGGCCCCGGCUCUGCUGCACUUGGUAUUUCCCUGACAGAGAGAACCAGCAGUUUCGCCCAAAUCCUACUCUGCUGGGAAAUCUAAGGCAAAACCAAGUGCUCUGUCCUUUGCCUUACAUUUCCAUAUUUAAAACUAGAAACAGCUCCAGCCCAAACCUUGUUUAUGGGGAGUCUGGUUGGAUGUCAUUUGAGGAUCAUUGUGCCCCUAGAGGUGCCAUUAGCAGAAUUUGCCAAGAUCCGAGAAAAAUUUUAGCUUUAGUUCUAUUUCAGCAGUCACCUGACGUCCUUGUCUAUGGUCUUAAAAACAAGAAGGCACACAUUUGAGAAGAUGAGAUUAAGGUUAGGAGAAAACCUCAGUCAUUGCAUGCUUUUUAGUAUGGGCCAAUAAAAUCUCAACACCUGUGGGAGAGUAAGAACUAAGGGAAUGAGUUUGGGCGGCCCCUCAUAAAGGACCUUAGAGGCAGGGAACAGCAAUGCCAAAUUUCCCUCUCUCGUGAGAUGGGGGAUCCUGUGCAGGCUGAUGAGGCACCCAUGAGAAAAGCCGAAAAAGCAUGCAUCUUAGAAAUAGCCCCUCAAUUCCAGGAGUCAACAUGCCAAAGAAUGAGGCUGGAGACAGGUAGCUCCGAGGGAGGACUUCUGGCAUGAGAUCUCGGCACGGCAAGCCCAGCAUCGCCUCAGCCCAGACAGGCUCCACCAGGAGAUCAAGCAAGGGCUGCCUUUCAGGAGUCACCUCCUGAGCCACUUCAGAGUUCUGGAAGUGACCACGGACCAGGGUGGAGGAAUAGACUUCUAGUUCAUUCUGGGACACUUGAGCCAGAGAGUUGAAAGCUUGGAAAGACCAGAUAAGAAACCUGCCCUUUGUCUCCCUAGGGACAUGAGACACCACAUUCCAUUUGUGCUAGAAAAACCUAUCCACUGAUGAGUCUAACUGUUCCAAACGCCUCCCACCUGGUGUGCACAGCUGCCUGGGUCCAUUGUCACUUGGGUGCAUCAGGUUGUCCUCCGAUUUUUAGAUGAGUUUCCUGUCUAGAGAUGUCCUAGUCUGCUCACUGGCUGGUGGCAGUAGGGUACCCUGCGUCCUCGAAAAGCCAGAGGGUUCACCUAGUCAGACGAAACUCCAGAACAGUGCUUGUGGAGGGCCUGACUGUCCUGCUCACCCACAGCCGAUCUGCUGCAGGUCAGCAACUGUGUCGUGAGCAGCUGCCAACCACCAGCCUUUCUGGUGCUGUUCUCCAGUUCACGUCUGCCAGCUGGUGAGGGCAGAGGCAGACCUGGUCAGACCCAGCGCCCCUCCUCCCUGAGGGAGCAUGGCACAGCCUCACACUUGAAAGACGGUGUUUGGUUUCCCAUCUAAUCAACUUAAGGGAAGCCGGCAUGUACCCUUCAAGGCCCUGUCACCACCUAUUUCCUGAUCAGUUGGUAUAAACUGAGGGUGGCUUUUAGAGACCCAGACUUGGUUGGCAGCGCUGCCAUGGAACACCCCAGCAAGCACCUCCCAGCCUGCCUUUCGGAGCAGCACCCAGGAGGGGAUGCCGCGCUCCAGCAACACCAGGUCAGGCCUGUGCAGACCCCUGCCCUGCCGCUGCAGAAAUCCAGAAGCAUCCUUAAUGCUUCUCAGUCUUCAGCCAGAGGGAGGGCUGUUAUUUCCAGAGGUGCGCUUUUUAUGUACUUUUAGCUAGAUGUGGCAUGCAUCUGUGAGCUUUAGAUCAUUAAAUCCAAAAUGUUUGCCUAAAUGAGUUUAUCAGUUGUUAACUUCAAGAAUAUUAAAUGAUUUAUAAUAAAGCUCCUGCAUUUCUCUCCA